GUGGAAAAAUAAUAUACUGGAUGGUAGAUCUAUUCUCUAUCUCCUUUAUGCUAUAGCUCGUUGGCGCGUUUCAUCACAAAUGAGAUUUCUUUAAACAUUGAUUUAAUAUUUUUAUCAUAAGUAAAAAUUUGUCAAAAUGUUAGUAUUAUUUGAAACUCCUGCGGGAUAUGCUAUUUUUAAGUUACUUGAUGAAAAUAAGUUAACAGAAGUAGAAAAUCUUUAUCAUGAAUUUGAAACACCUGAAGCUGCUAGCAAAAUAGUUAAACUAAAACACUUUGAGAAGUUUGCAGAUACUACUGAAGCUCUUGUAGCUACAACAGCUGCAGUAGAAGGAAAACUUUGUAAAUCGUUGAAAAAAAUACUUAAAAAAUAUUGCAAUGAACUUCAAGAACAAUUAGCUGUAGCAGAUGCGAAACUGGGUAAUGCCAUAAAAGAUAAACUAAGUUUAUCUUGUGUCAGUAAUACUGCUAUACAAGAAUUAAUGAGAUGCAUAAGAAGUCAAAUAGAUAGUUUAUUGGCUGGUUUACCGAAAAAAGAAAUAACGGCAAUGGCAUUAGGUUUAGCACAUAGUCUUUCUAGAUAUAAAUUGAAAUUUUCACCUGAUAAAAUUGAUACUAUGAUAAUACAAGCUGUUUGUCUAUUAGAUGAUUUAGAUAAAGAGUUAAAUAACUAUGUUAUGCGUUGUCGUGAAUGGUAUGGUUGGCAUUUUCCAGAACUUGGAAAAAUUAUUACAGAUAAUAUAGCAUUUGUUAAAACAGUAAAAAUAAUUGGAACUAGAGAAAAUACUAUAAAUUCAGAUUUAUCUGAUAUUUUACCAGAAGAUGUAGAGGAAAAAGUAAAAGAAGCUGCUGAAAUAUCUAUGGGAACUGAAAUUUCUGAAGAUGAUAUUUUAAAUAUUCAACAUUUAUGUGAUCAGGUUAUUGAAAUUUCUCAAUAUAGGACACAAUUGUAUGAUUAUCUUAAAGCAAGAAUGAUGGCAAUGGCUCCAAAUUUAACUGUACUUGUUGGAGAAUUAGUAGGAGCUCGUUUAAUUUCACAUGCUGGAUCUUUAAUUAAUCUUGCUAAGCAUCCUGCAUCUACUGUGCAAAUACUUGGUGCAGAAAAAGCUCUUUUUAGGGCAUUAAAAACUAAAAAAGAUACACCAAAAUAUGGUUUAAUUUAUCAUGCACAACUUGUUGGACAAUCUUCAACAAAAAAUAAGGGAAAGAUGUCUAGAAUGUUAGCAGCUAAGGCUUCAUUAGCAACUAGAGUAGAUGCAUUAGGAGAAGAUGGAAAUUUUGAUCUUGGUGCAGAGCAUAAAACUAAGUUAGAAGCACGUUUGAGGAUAUUAGAAGAAGGAAAUCUUCGUAGAAUUAGUGGAACAGGCAAAGCAAAAGCAAAAUUUGAAAAAUAUCAUACUAAAAGCGAAUAUAUGCAAUAUCCUAUUGCUGCUGAUACAACUCUACCAAGUGGAAAAAGAAGACAUUCGGAAAUUGAAGAUAAAAAACCACUAAUAGAAGAAAUUACAAAACCAGAUGAAGAAAUACCUAAAAAAAAGAAAAAAAAGGAAGCCAAUACAGAUGAACCAAUAAUUCAACAAGUAAUUCAACCAGAAGAAGAAAUCCCAAUAUCAAAAAAGAAAAAAAAGAAAAAUAAAUCAGAAGAAACAACAGGAGAUAAUGUUGAAUCUAGCUUUAAAUGUGAAAAAGAAGAAGAAAAGAUAUUAGUAACAAGUUCUGAAAUAUCGGGGGAACAAAUAAAAAAAAAGAAAAAGAAAAAAGAUAAUAAAGAUCAGGAAAUUGAAGAGAUUACACAUACAAAUGAAGACAUAAAUGAAGAAGUUAUAAAAGAAAAGAAAAAAAAGAAGAAAAAGAAAUCUCAAGAUGAAUAAAGAUUUUUCAGUAAAUAUAUACAUAUAUUUAAAAAAA
This is a messenger RNA of Apis cerana (Asiatic honeybee), 1907 nucleotides long. It is a transcript of the gene nop5, whose product is annotated as nop5 ribonucleoprotein. NCBI's taxonomy places the organism in Eukaryota, Metazoa, Arthropoda, Insecta, Hymenoptera, Apidae. Gene Ontology annotation, molecular function: snoRNA binding. The record is from RefSeq and is a predicted model, not a curated record. Gene Ontology annotation, cellular component: small-subunit processome; box C/D methylation guide snoRNP complex.